CACGCACGUUUGAAUACUUCGAACGUCUCCUGGCCGACGUGUUUGGCCAUUCGUGGAAAUUUACUGCCGUCGAAAAUUCCUCAUAUCCCGAUUUUGCUCGAGAAGAUUUCUCAAUACGCAUCACUGCCCAAUUACGAGGUAAAUCGCGUGAAAACCGUGCAGACUAUCGGCGAGAUCGUUCCCGGUACGGCGCGAAUUUGCGAGUUGCGAAGUGUCUCACCCGAUUGCGAAGCAACAGUUAUCCUCAGUCUGGAGACACUUCCUGUGAACGUCGUGUACCUCACCGACCAGCAGGGAAGGCAUCUGCCUAUUUGGGAAAAAUCCCGUGUCUUCAAAGUUUACGGCACGUUGCAACAAAAGGGUAAUAAAGUGAUAUUGGUAGCCGAUAGACUGCUGAAAGUUCAAGAUCUGUACGGCAGCUUGAACACACUGACUUUGCUGUCCAAAGUGGCUCGUCCUAUGUAUUAUCAAUACAAGAAGUUGAAAUAAGGCAAGAGCAUUGGUACAAAUUGACAUACAUAUCUUCCUGUAUUUUACUGUUUUUAUGUUAAGGAGAAAUUGUGUCGCUUUGAUAAGACAUUUGACACACAAUCGCAAUAUGAAUGUAUUCACGCAGUGUCUGAAUCCUUUAACUGGAAUUGCCACGUGGCAGGAGCAAGAUGAGCACUACGACUAUCACCAAGAGGUAGCCAGAUCUGCGUUCGCAGAUAUGCUGCACGAUAAGGAACGUAACAAAAAGUAUUACAUCGCCUUGAAAAAUGCCAUAGAGAAUGUGCACAGAACAGGUCAGAAAGCUAAUGUGCUGGAUAUAGGCACUGGAACUGGAUUGCUGGCAAUGAUGGCAGCUAAGUGUGGCGCGGACACUGUAACGGCAUGCGAGGCUUUCACACCGAUGGCCAACUGCGCCGCGCAGAUCAUAGAAGAGAAUGGUUUCGCGGAUAAAAUCAAGUUGAUUCGCAAACGUUCCACAAAAAUGACCGUUGGCAAGGACGGCGACAUGCCAAAGAGAGCAAAUAUUCUAGUCACUGAAGUGUUCGACACGGAAUUGAUCGGCGAAGGCGCGCUGUUAACGUUCCGUCACGCGCACGAGGCUCUUCUCGAGAAAGAUUGCAUAGUCAUCCCGCACAGCGGAACAGUGUGGGUACAAGUGGUCGAGAGUUCGAAAGUCAACGCGUGGAAUCGAGUGAAGCCCAUCAAGAUCGAAAAAGAUCUGAAGCUAGAUGCUCCGUCGGCUGUUCAAGCGUGCUCCGGUGCUGCUGCAGUGCACGACAUGCAGCUGUCUCGUUUACCUCCCAACUGUUUCGUAGCUUUACUGCCACCUCAACCUAUUUUCAAAUUUGACUGGUCCAACGAGGAAUCGUUACAGUUUAAGGACCAAGUUGUAUUGCAGGUGCAAUCGAUAGCGUGCGGGACCGCGCAUGCGAUUUUCAUGUGGUGGGAUUUGAACAUGGAUAAAGAAAAUCGGAUAGUGCUGAGUUGCGCUCCCGUAUGGGAACAUCCGGACGUCCCCGACGUCGUGAAGAGUCAAAAAGACACAUCGUGUUUGCUGGAGAUGGCGGAUUUGAUACCUUGGAGAGACCACUGGAUGCAGGCGGUCUACUAUCUGCCGAGGGAGGUGCCCAUCAGACGCAACGAAGAUAUUAGUCUCGUCGGCUACCACGACGAGUAUUCUUUCUGGUUCAAAUUGUUAAACAAACCAAUAAAAGACGUUCCAGAAUGUCCCAGACCUAUAUGCAGCUGCGACAUGCACAUCGCGUACUCGCGGACGCGUAUCGGCCAGUUGAACGACAAAGUUCGUAAUAACAAAUAUAUACAAGCUCUGCGCAACGUCAAAAAGGACGUGUGUCUCUGCUUCUCGGAUGGAUGUCUGCUGGGUCUCGCGCUCGCGAAGAGCGGUUCGAAGGUGUUUUUGCUGGAACAGAACUUCUUGUCGCGCAAGACGAUGGAGAAGUUCGUGGAGGCGAACGACAUCUCCGAACGGGUGACGUUCAUCGAUUCGAUCGACGAUCUGCCGAAAGGGACCUGCAACGAUCUCGAUUUGAUCUUCGGCGAGCCGUACUUUCUGAGCUCCAUCUUGCCCUGGGAGAAUCUGCGAUUCUGGUACCUCGCGUACAAGCUCCCCGAGCACAUCAGGCGGAUGCCGUGCGCGGCGACAAUCAGAGGCCUUUUCGUCGAGUUCAAGGACUUGCAGAAGAUAAGAGCGCCUCUCGGCGUUUGCGAGAGUUUCGAUUUGUCCUCCUUCGAUGAACUCGUGCAAAACUCCAGCGAGAAAAGUGACAGUCCGAUAGAAGCGCAGCCGCUCUGGGAGUAUUCCUGCAAAGCGUUAUCCAAGCCGUUCGACAUCGCGAGAUUCGAUCUCUCGCGGACCAUCGACCUCGACGAGCACAUUCGACUGAAUGGCGCUGUUCCGAUCGAAGAAGACGGUCUGUGCAACGGAGUCGCUUUGUGGGUGGAUUGGAAUUUGCAUCUCAAUUGUAAACCGGUAUCGUGCGGUCCGAUUGAAGAAGUGAUACCCGGCGAGCAAGUGUCCUGGGAUCCGUACACCAGGCAGGGCGUGCAUCUGUUUCGUAAUGUGUCCAGAGUUACGAGGAAAAACUUGUUUUGGUGGUCGUUUUCCUUCGGUAUAAGACACGGCGAAAUGAAAUUCGAUUUUAGCGAGGUGACGAAAAAUUGAUCGAGAUGUAUAUGUUUG
Messenger RNA from Pseudomyrmex gracilis, 2692 nucleotides. RefSeq names its product protein arginine N-methyltransferase 7 (gene Art7). The transcript has 11 exons. Lineage: Eukaryota; Metazoa; Arthropoda; Insecta; Hymenoptera; Formicidae. The record is from RefSeq and is a predicted model, not a curated record. Gene Ontology annotation, molecular function: protein-arginine omega-N monomethyltransferase activity. Bases 545 to 2674 code for a protein of 709 amino acids. Gene Ontology annotation, biological process: peptidyl-arginine methylation.